Messenger RNA from Pneumocystis jirovecii RU7, 279 nucleotides. RefSeq lists its product as uncharacterized. Gene Ontology annotation, cellular component: mitochondrion; respiratory chain complex IV; mitochondrial intermembrane space. The transcript is spliced from 2 exons. The coding region runs from base 1 to 279 and encodes 92 amino acids. Gene Ontology annotation, biological process: mitochondrial respiratory chain complex IV assembly. The record is from RefSeq and is a predicted model, not a curated record. NCBI's taxonomy places the organism in Eukaryota, Fungi, Ascomycota, Pneumocystomycetes, Pneumocystales, Pneumocystaceae.
AUGAUUUCUAUUUCAGAAAAGCCUCCAACAAAAUCUGAAAGACAACAUUGUUGGGAAGCUAGAGACAUUUUUUUUCAUUGCUUAGAUAAGAAUUCUAUUAUUAAUCCUUUAACACAGAGUGAAAAGAUUCGAUUAACAUGCUUAUUAGAAGAAAAAACUUUUAAGAAUAGUUGUGCAAAAAGCUGGAUAGAAUAUUUUGAAAAAAAAAGAGUUGCAGAUAUUCAGAAAGAUAAUUUUUACAAAAAGCUAAAUGAAAUGAACAAAGAACAAUUGAAAUAA